Elephantulus edwardii (Cape elephant shrew) is the source of this 804-nucleotide messenger RNA. It is a transcript of the gene CDCA3, whose product is annotated as cell division cycle associated 3. NCBI's taxonomy places the organism in Eukaryota, Metazoa, Chordata, Mammalia, Macroscelidea, Macroscelididae. The record is from RefSeq and is a predicted model, not a curated record. The transcript is spliced from 5 exons. Bases 1 to 804 code for a protein of 267 amino acids.
AUGGGAUUGGGCAAGAGCCUCCCGGUCACUCCAGCGCGGCCUCCGCCGCACAACAAGCAUCUGGCGCGAGUGGCGGACCCCCGUUCCCCUAGUGCCGGCAUCUUGCGCACUCCUAUCCAGGUGGAGAGCUCUCCGCAACCAAGUCUACCGUCAGGGAAACAGUUGGAGGAUCCCAGUCAAAUCCAGGACUCUGAUCCCCGCUCUCCUACCCUUGGCAUUGCACGCACACCUAUGAAGACCAGCACCAGCGAACCUCCAAGCCCACUGGCAGUGCUUCUGAAUGAAGUAUUGGACACCGAAACACCCAGAUCAAAUCUUCCCCCAGAAGCCAUUCUGCCCCUGGAAACACCUUUAUCAUCUGAACUGGACUUGCCUCUGGGCACCCAAUUAUCCCUUGAGGAUCAGAUGCCACCUCUGAGCCAAACUGAGCACCCCUCCAAACAGGCAUUUUCCAAGGAAGAAGCAGGACACUCUACAGAAAUCCCUGUGGCCAGCCAGGACUCAGACAAGCCGAUGAGAGACCCUGAGACUCCUCGAUCUUCAGGUUCUAAGCAUAAUAGACGAAAGGCUAAUGGCAAGGUACUAGUGAGAUCCCCCCUCACCAUCCUUCAGGAUGACAACUCCCCCGGGACCGUGACACUACGACAGGGUAAGCGGCCUUCUUCCCUGAGUGAAAAUGUUAGGGAACUAAAUGAAGGGGCCAUCCUGGGAACUGGACGACUUCUGAAAACUGGAGGAAGAUCUUGGGAGCAAGGUCGGGGUCAUGACAAGGAAAAUCAGCACUUUCCCUUGGUCGAGAACUAA